Molecule: messenger RNA, 2286 nt
Organism: Nicotiana attenuata
Lineage: Eukaryota; Viridiplantae; Streptophyta; Magnoliopsida; Solanales; Solanaceae
Product: beta-xylosidase/alpha-L-arabinofuranosidase 1-like
Exons: 7
Coding region: 34-2286 (750 amino acids)
Biological process (GO): xylan catabolic process; arabinan catabolic process
Cellular component (GO): plant-type cell wall
Molecular function (GO): xylan 1,4-beta-xylosidase activity; alpha-L-arabinofuranosidase activity
Source: RefSeq, a predicted model, not a curated record
GACACGUCGAGGUUUGCAAAGUUGGGUUUGGACAUGAAUGAUUUCGCGUACUGCGACAAGUCCCUUCCUUACGCAGUUAGGGUUAAGGAUUUGAUUGACAGAAUGACGUUGUCUGAAAAAGCGCGACAAAUAGGAGAUACUGCUUUUGGUGUUGCUAGGAUUGGUCUUCCUAAAUAUGAAUGGUGGUCUGAGGCAUUACAUGGUGUUUCUAACGUUGGACAAUAUUAUAGUUUAGCUUCGUUUUUUGACAAAGUUGUUCCUGGGGCUACAAGUUUUCCUACUGUUAUUACUACUGCUGCAUCUUUUAAUGAGUCAUUGUGGAAAGCAAUAGGCCAGGCUGUUUCAACAGAAGCAAGGGCUAUGUUUAACCUAGGACAUGCUGGUCUAACAUUUUGGAGUCCAAAUAUUAAUGUAGUAAGAGAUCCUAGAUGGGGACGAGUUUUAGAAACACCUGGAGAAGAUCCUUUUGUUGUUGGGAAAUAUGCCUCUAAUUAUGUUAGAGGCUUACAAGAUGUCGAGGGCACGGAAAACGCUAAAGACUUGAACUCGAGACCUCUGAAAGUAGCCGCGUGUUGCAAACAUUAUGCAGCUUAUGAUGUUGAUAAUUGGCUCGGUGUUGAUCGCUACCAUUUCGAUUCACGGGUGACAGAGCAAGAUAUGAUGGAAACAUUUCUUAAACCCUUUGAAAUGUGUGUUAAAGAAGGUGAUGUUACAAGUGUAAUGUGCUCAUAUAAUAGGAUUAAUGGAAUUCCAGCAUGUGCUGACCCAAAGCUUCUAAAAGGCAAAAUUAGAGGAGACUGGGAUCUUCAUGGGUAUAUAGUUUCAGAUUGUGAUUCCAUUGAAGUUAUGCUUCAUGGUCACAAAUGGUUAGGAGAUGAACCUGAAGAUGCUGUUGCACAAGGCCUAAAAGCAGGGUUGGAUUUGGAUUGUGGCAACUACUACACAAAUUAUGCUGGCAAUGCAGUUGUACAAGGAAAAGUAAAAGAAUCAGAAAUAGAUGAAUCUCUCACAAAUUUGUAUUUUGUGCUAAUGAGGCUAGGGUUUUUUGAUGGUAGUCCAAAAUUUGAAAAGCUUGGAAAAGAACAAAUUUGUUCUAAGGAAAACAUUGAAUUAGCAACACAAGCAGCAAGAGAAGGGAUUGUUCUUCUUAAAAAUGAAGACCAAGUUUUGCCUUUGAAUUCUAAAAAGGUUAAAACUAUUGCUGUUGUUGGACCUCAUGCUAAUGCUUCCAAUGCCAUGAUAGGCAAUUAUGCAGGUAUUCCAUGUAAGAUUACAACACCAAUACAUGGAUUUUCAUUAUAUAGCAAAGUGGACUAUAAAGCAGGAUGUGGAGAAAUUUUGUGCAAAAAUGAGAGUUUAAUAUUCCCAGCAAUGAAAGCUGCUAAAAAAGCAGAUGCAACUGUUUUAAUUGUGGGAUUAGAUUUAAGUGUUGAAGCAGAAAGUUUAGACAGAGUUGAUUUAUUACUUCCUGGCUACCAAACUCAACUCAUAAAUCAAGUUGCUCAAGUUUCAAAAGGUCCUGUUAUUCUUGUAAUUAUGUCUGCUGGUGGUAUUGAUAUUUCAUUUGCCAAAAAUAAUCCUAAGAUUAAAAGUAUUAUUUGGGCUGGAUAUCCUGGUGAAGAAGGUGGUCGUGCCAUUGCUGAUGUUGUUUUUGGAAGUUACAACCCUGGAGGAAAACUACCAUUAACAUGGCAUGAAAAUAGUUAUGUGGAUAUGUUACCAAUGACUUCAAUGCCAUUAAGGCCAAUUGACAACUUAGGGUACCCUGGUAGAACUUACAAAUUUUACAAUGGAUCAACUGUAUAUCCAUUUGGAUAUGGUCUUAGCUAUACGAAUUUCACCUACAACUUAUUAUCAGCACGACAAAAGAUUCAAGUAAAACUCAACAAAUUUCAGCACUGUCGCGAUCUGAAUUACACUGCAGGCACUCACGUGUCACCUUGCCCUGCAGUAUCAAUCGACGACUUGAAAUGUGGGGACGAUCUCAAUUUCGACUUCUCGAUUGAAGUAGAGAAUAUUGGGAAAAAAGAUGGAAGUGAUGUUUUAAUGGUUUAUUGGAUUCCACCUGAAGAUAUUGCUGAAGCUCCACUUAAACAAUUGAUUGGUUUUAAGAAGGUUUUUGUGAAAAUUGGAGAGAAAAAGAAGGUUGAUUUUGUGUUAAAUGCUUGCAAAAAUUUGGGCAUUGUGAAUUAUAGAGCUUAUAAUCUUUUGGCUGCUGGUGGACAUAAUUUUGUAAUUGGAAAUGGAAAGCUUUCAUUUCCAGUUCAAGUUAGUUUUCACCGAUGA